Tigriopus californicus is the source of this 580-nucleotide messenger RNA. RefSeq lists its product as uncharacterized. Lineage: Eukaryota; Metazoa; Arthropoda; Copepoda; Harpacticoida; Harpacticidae. The record is from RefSeq and is a predicted model, not a curated record.
AGCUAUGGUCCCCCUUUCAGUUCAAAGUGAGAGACCAGAGAAACAUGGAACAUUUCUGACAGUCAGCGUUUUGGGUUCAGUUGCUCCGCAAUAUCCCCUAUGACUUGAAAAUUGUCCACCAUGAGUGUUAUAUACGUCAAUGGAAAUCGUCAGUGCUUGGAAAUAAUUGUGUGCCUAAUUUUAUGCUCAGUGAUGGGAACCAGCUCGGAGCGACCUUUUGAACCAGCUGCUGGACACCAACUCGCAUUUCCCCGGAAGACUAUCUUGAAAGAGUCUCCCAUUCCGAAAAUAUUCACCGAGAACACGGCCCUGCUUUCAGUGCAGGUGUACAAAACCCUUCGCGAUGCUGUGAUAUUCGAUUGGUACAUUUCUCUCAAUGACAAAGAUCAAAUGAGCUCGUGCGAUGUAGUGUACAAGAGCAACUCGACAAACGAUACCAUUCUCUUGUCGCCUUUCUUGCCCAAAACUCGGACUUUCUUCAUUGCCGAAUUGGACGCGGAAUCCCACUACGAGUUCCACAUGCUCUGCGAGGAUCACAAAGCCCGAAACUACGUUACCAAGCCUAUAUUCUUCACCACAG